ACGGCGCAUUUUUAAUUUGCUGUAAUGAGUUCAUGUGCUCGAACAACAAAAGACUUUUUAAUAAGCCUCAACAGAAAAAAGGUGAUUGGCAAAAGGGAGUUUUCAAAGGUCGAGUUACGAAGAUGCCUAACUAUCCUUGAUCUAACUGCCUUAGGAGUUGGCACAACUUUAGGUGCUGGAGUGUAUAUUCUUGUUGGCGACGUUGCCAAGUUCACAGCUGGUCCUGGUGUUAUAAUAUCUUUUUUGAUCGCAGCGGUGGCUUCCGUUCUAUCAGAUUUUUUUACUACUGAAAUGGAAGCUAAACAGAUUCCUGAAAAUACCGUUUCAGGCAGAAUACACGUUGUUGAAGUAACAUUCAAACAAAAUUUUAAUGAGGAAAGAUCCUUUUAUGCGUCAAGGUUUUCAACUUUCCUGAGUAAAGUAGCUUAAGUUUGACGAAAAAUUAACCGAAUAUUCUUCCCCUCUUGCUAAGGAUUAUGUUAUGCCGAGUUUGGAGCCCGUGUGCCACAAAGUGGAUCAGCUUAUAUAUAUAGCUACAUUACUGUUGGAGAAAUAAUGGCGUUUACAAUUGGUUGGAAUCUGAUACUAGAAUAUGUAAUCGGUAUCGCAAGUGUUGCACGAGCUUGGAGCUCCAAUUUCGAUGGUAUACUCAACGGCCAAAUAGAAGAAUUUUUUAAAAAGCAUUUGGCAUUAAAUCUUCCUGGUUUAGCUGAAUAUGUAGAUCCACUUGCUGUUGGCUUAAUUAUUUUAAUGACAAUUCUUUUAAGCAUCGGUGUACGAGAAUCCGCAAUGAUUAACAAUGUGUUCACAAUCGUCAACUUGUGUGUCAUCAUAUUUGUAAUUGUAACUGGGUUGAUUUAUGCAAAUAUUGAUAACUGGAAAGUUAUUCCAGAAAAUGUUCUUAUCAAUAAUACUGUAAAACGUACGGAUUUAGGAAAUGGCGGGUUUUUUCCUUUUGGUAUGAAUGGCGUACUUUCCGGAGCUGGAACAUGUUUUUUUGCAUUUGUCGGAUUCGAUAUUAUUGCUACAACAGGUGAGGAAGUGCGUAAUCCACAAACAGCGAUUCCUAUAAGUAUUAUCGGAUGCCUGCUAAUAUGUUUCUUGGCAUAUGGCCUUAUAUCUGCUACACUUACGUUAAUGGUACCAUAUUAUUCUAUCUCUUCUGUUGCUGCUCUACCACUUGCAUUUAGUCGCCAUGGCUUACAAUGGGCAAAAUACAUUAUUUCCACUGGGGCUUUGUGUGCUCUAACUACUAGCCUUUUAGGUUCAAUGUUCCCAUUGCCACGCAUUUUGUAUGCUAUGGCAACUGAUGGGCUGUUAUUUGGUUUUUUAAAUCGAAUAAAUUCAAAAGUUAAAACUCCACUUUUAGGUACUAUUGUAUCAGGUGUUAUUGGAUGCAUAAUGACGGCAGUAUUCAGUUUACAAGAUCUAGUCGAUAUGAUGUCGAUUGGAACACUUCUUGCUUAUACUCUAGUAUCUGUUUCUGUGCUUCUUUUGAGAGGACAACAAAUGUCCAUUGGAUAUUGCAUCGGGGACACGAAAGAUUAUACAGAAGUAUUGAUGGACGAUGAAAGUUGGCCAGCUGAUAAAUUACCUUUAUCUGAUGAGAAAUCAUAUCCACUGAAGUUUUUGAAUGAAAUAGCAGACAAUACACUUAGUAAUGAUAAAGAAUCAUCGAAUGGUCCUGAUGAAUAUUUCGAUCAUAAUAAACCCUCUAUUCCCCCAAUUAACGUUGAUAGUUCAAGUUUAUCAACGGCUUUGAAACAAACAAACAAUUCAUCACUUCCUGAUAAUAUUCAUCUCGACAUUUCAAAUUAUUUUCGAAGAUGCUUCAAGCGUGAACCUGGUCAGGAUAAACCGUCUCAAACUACUGAAUUAAUUUAUAAAAUAAAUAGUUACUUACUACUUUGCUUCAUUUUUCUCGGCAAUCUGGGUAUAUUAUUGUUAGAUAAACUACCUGGAGAAGCGACAAAAAAUAUGAUAGUCACAGUCCCAAUAUGGACGUUUGUUGGAUUAAUGAUCCUGAUCAGUAUUAUCAUUUGUUCAACAUUAGCCAUUCAACCAGAAAAUAAAACACCUGUGGCAUUCAAAGUCCCUGGGGUUCCAUGGAUUCCAGCCAUAAGUAUAUUUAUCAAUGUAUAUUUAAUGGUUAAAUUGUCAGGGGCUACAUGGAUUAGAUUCUUAGUCUGGAUGAUUAUUGGUUUCACAAUCUACUUCGGUUAUGGAUACUGGCACAGUAGGGAGAGAAAAAGAAAAAAAUAACAUCUGAAAAAAAGGAAAACCAUAAUAUAGAAGCAUCUUAUUAGUUCAUAGAAAGAAUAGAGUUUAUUUUACAUAUUGUUUAAUUAUUUUAAUUACUAUUUAUUAAUUUUCUUAUAUAUUUCUAUAAAAUUUUUCUAUUCAUGAUUUGAUUUGUUUAUAUAUAAAAGAAAAUACCCUAUGAACAAUUUGCUUUUUUUAAUAUUUAAUGUUCAAACAAUAAAUGAUUACUACCCUG
Messenger RNA from Schistosoma margrebowiei, 2497 nucleotides. Lineage: Eukaryota; Metazoa; Platyhelminthes; Trematoda; Strigeidida; Schistosomatidae. The record is from the annotation of a GenBank genome assembly.